AUGUUUUCUGGCCGAAAUGCCCUCAUCACCGUCGGUUCGGAGAAUAUCAGGCGGCGCCGGAGUCAGGUUGAGCGGGCGCUGCAUCGUUUCUACGGCGAGCCAGGCGCAUUUUCACAGCACCCACGCACAAAUCGUCUACUCGUCCGCCUCUACUGGGCCCUCCGCUCUUUCCAAUUCCACUUUCUGUACCGCGGCGAAGAGCUGGCUACAGAGGAUUUCUCGGAGAUGCGAUGGGAGGUGGCCAUCCAUCCACCACCCCUCGAUGUUCUCGUCAAAAAUACGGGGUUCGACCGCACGUGGCUGAAGUACAUGUACGGACGGUUUAAAAAUGAAUGCCCCAGCGGUCGGAUGAAAGAAGGGGAAUUCAAGCGAAUCUUCGCGCUAAUAAUUGCCCCGGAACGCGCAUCCGAUCAAUAUUUGGGCCGGAUGUUUCGCGCCUUUUCCAAUGGCCACGAGGAGAACGCGAUGAUCACGUUUUCGAGUCUUAUCCACAGUCUAUCAUUCUCUUCCCGUGAUACCCCAGAGGCGAAUGCCGAGUGGACGAUUAGAAUCGUCACCGGAAGUCGCGACAAGACGGCCUUUAAUUUGGCGGAAUUCUCGGACUUUGCGCAGACGGUGUUCGCGCUGCAGGAGGGGCGGACGACGGUGGCUGAUGAUAGAGGAGACAAAGAGACCGUCGAACAGAGGGCAUUCACGAUAUUUAAGGAAUUAGACGCGGACGGCGAUGGGCUGGUCGAUACCGUGGAGAUGGCCCGCUUUUUUCAGCGUUUGGAGGAGCGGCAGAAGACCGAGUAUCUU
Mesorhabditis spiculigera is the source of this 798-nucleotide messenger RNA. Lineage: Eukaryota; Metazoa; Nematoda; Chromadorea; Rhabditida; Rhabditidae. The record is from the annotation of a GenBank genome assembly.